UUACUAUAUUUAUAAAGUUGAUUGUAUGGAAUUGGUUGAACAACUACAAGACUCACUUGAUGAUAUUUGGAAACAGACAGAGUUCCCAGCUUACCCAGAAGCUCGGAUGUUAAACUUUCUCACUGUUAUAGGCGAUGAGCUUUGUCGAUUUGCUCAGCGUAAAUUGGACUCUGAAUUCUCAUCUAUUUGGGUUGGACCAUACAUUGCUGUAAGGGAGGGAUUGCGCAACGCAGUGGGUGUUUGUGACAGGUGGAUUACUAUGUGCGCUACAUUAACUUCGAGAAUUUGGAAGCAAUACCCUUCACAUGUAUGGAAUAGUGGCAAAUAUAAAGCUACGAAUGUCAUCCAUUCAAUGACCAGAUUUCAAGAGGUGUGCGACUUACGCACAGUGCACGAACACCUUCUACGCUUGCUGUCAACCACAGACAGAGAGAGGUUAUGCCCCGAUGACAUUCUUGCUAAAACCUUUUCCAAGGUGGCAGCGUUGCAUUACAACUCCUAUACCGAGCCUGUGUGGCGCUCGGCAGUGGCAACUUACGAGCGUGCCAUGCAACCUGCGGAAGACGCCGUGGCCGGUAAAUUAAGGAGGAGAUUGCAUGAUUCUUCCGGGAAGGUCCACCAGUUACUACACGAGUUCCAGAGGUACAAUGAACUUAUUAAAAGACCAAGAAUCAUUCAAACUUUAACUCCAGAAAGGGAAACUUUGCUUGGACAGUUAACUAACUAUGCCAAGAAUUUGAAAAGUGAGUUUCGUGAAAAGUCAAGGAAUGGAACCGGGGGUGGAAAAACAAGUGGGAAAAAUCUUUCCGAGGUUGUGAGUAACAUCAUAUGGGUUCGCCAACUAGAAGGAAAGCUGAAUGAAAUACUGAAGUCGUCUAGUGAGUUACUCAGCUCUUUAAGAGGAUUUGACCAAUUCAAGGACAUGUGCACAAAAAGCAGAGAUGAAAUGAACAAUUACAGACAGGAACAGUUUCAGUCUUGGUCCGAAUACAUGUUGUCUUCUUUAGAUGACAUUAAUGACCCUAUAAGUGCUACUCAAUACGCAGCAAAUGAAAUCGAGUCCAAUGGUGUAAUAUCUAUUCAAAUAGAAGAUUGGUGA
This is a messenger RNA of Ciona intestinalis (vase tunicate), 1099 nucleotides long. The record is from RefSeq and is a predicted model, not a curated record. NCBI's taxonomy places the organism in Eukaryota, Metazoa, Chordata, Ascidiacea, Phlebobranchia, Cionidae.